Molecule: messenger RNA, 1715 nt
Organism: Pectinophora gossypiella (pink bollworm)
Lineage: Eukaryota; Metazoa; Arthropoda; Insecta; Lepidoptera; Gelechiidae
Exons: 1
Coding region: 141-1274 (377 amino acids)
Source: RefSeq, a predicted model, not a curated record
GUAGUAUUACUCAUUAGGUACUCUUUGCAACAGUAGGUAGGUACACAAACAAACAAAAGUCAUUAGAAAAUUGAGGCGAAUUAACAAAAAAAAGUUGUAUAAACUGGACCAAUUGGACCCUAAACGUGAACCCAGACGAGAUGGAUACAUUACCGGAGUUAUUCGACAAAGUUUCCCUGACUACUUACGAUCCUGAUUCUUCAUAUCACGUAAAAAUUACCCACAUCAACAAUCCACAUAGUUUUUAUGCUCGUCCUACGGCUUAUACGACUUAUUUGCCGAGCCUUGAAGCAAAAGGAGAGCCUAUAAAUGCUGAAGAAGUGCAAUUGAAGGACAUGGUGGUAUUUAAAUCCAAAACACUGAACAAGUCUCUUAGAGGAAGCAUUUUUAACAUAGAUAACAAAUAUUUUGAUAUAUUUACACCAGACUAUGGAUUCCUGGAGAAGAAGGUGCCGGUGACUGAUAUUUUCAAACCGAAAAUUCUUGGUGUAGUACCUCCAUUAGCAGUGCAUUGUAGACUUGCCAAUUGUAAGCCAAUAACCGCAAAGUGGGAGGAUAAAGCUAUUGAAAGUAUGAAAUUUUUUGUUGGUGAAGAACGAGCAUUGCUUUGUGUUGUAGAAAAAAAUCCACAGAUUCUUACUGUGGUGCUUAAAAACUCAUGCCCAGAUGAUAUAUCUUUAAUGCUUGCAUACUGUGGACAUAGCGUUUUGGGUUAUGUAGAAAACCAAGUUAGUAGACUUACAUCUCCACCAUGCCAAAAGUUGUAUUAUACUUACAGAGAACUAAAACUUAAUGACCAUAUACGUGUCAGAAUGCAAUCGGGAAAACUUCCUAAUGAUUUUUAUGUUGCUGUCAGGGAAGAUUAUGAACAAUACUUGGAUCAACAAUAUAAUUACACUUACUUUUGUAAAAAAUUUUGCAAGCUGGAAGUCAUUGACAGGUUACAAGUUCAUAAACCAGUGAGUGUACGUAUGGACGUGACAUAUAAGUAUGAGCGGGGUAUAAUCAAAGAAAUUAUUUCAAACUCAAAAGUUCGAGUUCUACUAGUUGAUUUAGGAACCACUAUAGAGACUCAUGUAGCCUCCUUAAAGGUGCUGUCAGAUAGAUUUUUGCACUAUCCAGCCGCUGCUAUUCAUUGUUGUUUGGAUAAAAAUCAACUGAAUGAAACUAAAUUACUAACAUGUGUACACCCAGGCAAUGAAUUCUUUAUAACAAUUUUAGAAGUUGGUGAUAAUAUUGAGAAACCCCAUGUAGUAAAAAUUACACCAAUAUAAGUAAUUACAAUAUAAUUACGUAUUUAAAUACUAUCUAUGACUAUACCUAGUAUUAAUAUAAAGUAGCUUUAUAAGUAAGAUUGAUUUAAACUUUUACUUACCUCUUAGCAAAAAGUCAGUUUUGAUGUAGGUAUAAUUUGUUAAACUAUUAUCAAAGUAAAGUUUGAUUAUAUUUUGUUCAUUUAACUUAAUUACUCUAUUGUACCUACAUAUUUCACUAUGAAAUGGAAUUCCUCUAUAUUUAUGGGAUUUCCUUAUUUCCUUAUUAUUUCCUUUGGUUUAUUUACUUAUAUUUAACAUAUAACAUUUAUAGCCUACUUAUAUUGGGCACAGGCCUCCCUUCAAUCAACAAUAGGGGCUAAGAGGCAUACUCAAAUAUUCAUUUACUUAUUUACCAAAUGUAAACUAUAAGUUAAAUUAAUAAAAAUUCAUUAUUAUUUA